AUGCGACCCCAAGACACGCAGCGCUUGCCGGAAGCCAUUUCCCUCCAGCUCGGCGUCCAGCAUCUUCAGAGCAGGGUACUUGGCGCUUUCCUUUGCACAACUAUGCACUAUGCGCGCGACACCGUUGCUAGGGAAUGUGUCCACAAUGCCUACAGUAAACAUCGAGAGUUCAUCCUCAUCGGCCGUCUUGCAUGGGCAUCGUCCGUCGGAAGGAAAUACGGUGCGACGCUGCCGAGAUGA
Molecule: messenger RNA, 240 nt
Organism: Colletotrichum abscissum
Lineage: Eukaryota; Fungi; Ascomycota; Sordariomycetes; Glomerellales; Glomerellaceae
Exons: 2
Coding region: 1-240 (79 amino acids)
Source: RefSeq, a predicted model, not a curated record